Messenger RNA from Neoarius graeffei (lesser salmon catfish), 2219 nucleotides. RefSeq names its product argininosuccinate synthase 1 (gene ass1). Bases 123 to 1361 code for a protein of 412 amino acids. Gene Ontology annotation, cellular component: cytoplasm. Gene Ontology annotation, biological process: urea cycle; L-arginine biosynthetic process. The record is from RefSeq and is a predicted model, not a curated record. Gene Ontology annotation, molecular function: argininosuccinate synthase activity; ATP binding. The transcript has 15 exons. Lineage: Eukaryota; Metazoa; Chordata; Actinopteri; Siluriformes; Ariidae.
GUUCCUUCUGUUCGUGCUCGUGGGAAGAGCUGCGUUUUCUUCUGGUUUGUUUGUUUGUUCCUGACCCGAGCUCUUUUUUUUUUAUUUACCUGCGUGUUUAUCCGCGGUUUGGGUGAAGAAAAAUGUUGAAAGGUACAGUGAUCCUGGCGUACAGCGGCGGUCUCGACACAUCAUGCAUCUUGGUGUGGCUCAAGGAACAAGGCUAUGAUGUCAUCGCCUACCUGGCUAAUAUUGGACAGGAGGAAGACUUUGAGGCAGCCAGAAAGAAAGCAGAGAAUCUUGGAGCGAAAAAGGUGUUCAUUGAGGACCUGCGUGCUGAGUUUGUAGAAGAGUUCAUCUGGACUUUGGUGCAGGCCAACGCCAUCUAUGAGGACCGCUACCUGCUGGGCACCUCCAUCACCCGACCCUGCAUCGCCCGUCGCCAGGUCCAGAUCGCCCGCCAGGAGGGGGCACAGUACGUCUCCCAUGGAGCCACUGGGAAGGGCAAUGAUCAAGUUCGGUUUGAGCUGACCUGCUACUCCCUGUACCCUGAAGUAAAGAUCAUCUCCCCUUGGAGGAUGCCAGAAUUUUAUAACCGUUUCCAAGGCCGAAAGGACCUCAUGGAGUAUGCUGAGAAAAAUGGCAUUCCUGUCCCGGUCACACCAAAAGCCCCGUGGAGCAUGGACGCCAACCUCAUGCACAUCAGCUAUGAGUCUGGAAUACUGGAGAACCCCAAGACUCAUGCUCCUUCUGACCUCUAUCUGAUGACCAAGAACCCUGAAGACUCUCCGAAUACACCAGAUGUGCUGGAGAUAGAGUUUAGCAAAGGCAUACCGAUUAAGGUGAAGCACCUGAAAGAAGGAACAUCCAAAGACACGUCGUUGGAAAUCUUCAACUAUUUGAAUGAAGUAGGAGCAAAGCACGGAGUUGGACGAAUUGACAUCGUGGAAAACCGCUUCGUCGGAAUGAAGUCCAGAGGUAUCUACGAGACCCCUGGAGGCACCAUUCUCCAUCAUGCUCACCUGGACAUUGAGGCUUUCACAAUGGACAGAGAGGUCAGGCGCAUCAAGCAAGGCCUGAGCAUCAAGUUCUCCGAGCUUUUGUAUAAUGGAUUUUGGUACAGCCCAGAGUGUGAGUUUGUGCGCCACUGCAUUGUCAAGUCUCAGGAGAACGUAGAGGGCAAAGUGCAGCUGUCCGUGUUCAAAGGCCACGUCUACAUCCUGGGCCGGGAAUCACCCAAGUCUCUGUACAGCGAAGAGCUCGUCAGCAUGGAUGUUCAGGGAGACUACGAUCCUUCAGACGCCUCUGGGUUCAUCAAGAUCAAUGCAGUCAGGCUCCGAGAGCAUCACAGGUUGCAGGGAAAAGGCCAGUUGAAGCAGUGAGCAUCACCUGAACUUAGAGCCUACUUCAGAGAUUGACAAAAGUGCAAAGUCUCUGUAUUGAGGAAGCAUCACCGUCAAUCCUUUAUUGUUAAUCCAUUUUUAAAAAGUAGGUCAGGGUCAAAGGAUUAAGAAGUACGACUCAAAAAGAGGGAUUUUACAAGGUUCGCAUUUUCAGAGACAUUGUAUUGUAAUUUAAUUCAUUUCUGGGAUUUUCAAGUUUAGAAACUUCAUAAUCUUCAUAAUAAUAAUAAUAAUAAUAAUAAUAAUAAUAAUAAACUGUUUGGAACUGUUGCAUAAAAGAAUCCCUUCUUGAAAGCAACCCACCAAAUGCCGUGCCAUUAGAAUUGCAACUUGAAUUAUAUUUUGUUUCUUAAGUCUGAAACUGACCUUUUUUACAGUAUCAAAAAACUAUCAGCAUGUUUGGCAAAAUUGAUGAUAAAACCUUGAUGUGUUGGAGCUGUUUUGUCACUGGGACCAGGUUAUUUCAGCUCAAUAUCUGGUUGCCUCUGCCACGAGGUAACGAUGUCGCCAUUUCAAAAAAGAUGAUGAACUUAAAUCCCCAUCCAGAUUAGCACAGAAAAGCUUGCGAGAAAAAAAAGAAACCUGUCCAAUUUGAAGCCUGUUGGAGCCUGUGUGUUGAAUUCAAAAUGGCCUCCAUGUACACAAGCUUAAGAAUAUAAAGGAGGUUGAAAUAGAAAGGUACUAUUUAAAGCAAGUUCCUAGAUACUCUUCAACCUUUUUGGACAAAUCAGAAAAAGAAUCAGUGAUGUCAUUCUCGGCUGUUUGUGUACAAAUUGUUGGGGUGCCAAUAGUUUUGAAAGCAGUGCUUUGCAAAAUAAAUUGCACUUCUUAAAGGUG